This is a messenger RNA of Drosophila rhopaloa, 379 nucleotides long. RefSeq lists its product as uncharacterized. NCBI's taxonomy places the organism in Eukaryota, Metazoa, Arthropoda, Insecta, Diptera, Drosophilidae. The record is from RefSeq and is a predicted model, not a curated record. The transcript has a single exon. The coding region runs from base 56 to 250 and encodes 64 amino acids.
CUCACCCGCCUCCGACAUCCGCUUUGAAUUUCGUUUCUCGUGGAGGAGCUGCAACAUGCCUUGCAUAUUUAAUCCCGGUUACAUCGGACCCGAUCCGCCGUGCUGUGACCCGGAUUGCGAGGAGGAGGGGCACUGCACUGUUCCGGAGUGCGGGGUUUGUCCAGAGUCCCAACUACCUCGCUGCAAUCCCGCCCCGGAUCCAAAAACCAAGGCUGAGCAGCAGCCACCGAAACAGGAGCACCAGAAGUAGAAGGUAGUGAAGAACAAAGGCGGAUCAGUGGAGAGCUUAAUAACUAUAGAACUGUCCUAUUGAAAUGUUUCUAAAGACCAAGCCAACAUAACAUAGCAUAUACAAUAAACUCCUUGCUUAUUAUCUGAA